Molecule: messenger RNA, 1832 nt
Organism: Myotis daubentonii (Daubenton's bat)
Lineage: Eukaryota; Metazoa; Chordata; Mammalia; Chiroptera; Vespertilionidae
Gene: GSDMA
Product: gasdermin A
Biological process (GO): defense response to bacterium; pyroptotic inflammatory response
Molecular function (GO): phosphatidylinositol-4-phosphate binding; phosphatidylinositol-4,5-bisphosphate binding; phosphatidylserine binding
Source: RefSeq, a predicted model, not a curated record
AGACACAUAAAGCAGCAGCCUGUCCUGGUGAGGGACAGUCGCCCUCUCGACCCACAGACCAAGAGCCCCGGGCCCGCACCCCGCACCCAGCUGCCCGACAGGACCUAGCACCACUCGCUGAGACAAUGACCAUGUUUGAAAAUGUCACCCGGGCCCUGACCAGACAGCUAAACCCUCGAGGGGAUCUGACACCCCUGGACAGCCUCAUAGACUUCAAGCGCUUCCACCCCUUCUGCCUGGUGCUGAGGAAACGGAAGAGCACGCUCUUCUGGGGCGCCCGGUACCUGCGCACCGACUACACCCUCCUGGACGUGCUGGAACCUGGCAGCUGCCCCUCAAAUCCAACAGACUCUGGGAACUUUGCCUUUAAGAAUAUGCUGGAUGCCCGAGUGGAGGGACAGGUGGAUGUGCCAAGGACAGUCAAGGUGACGGGGACUGCGGGGCUGUCUCGGAGCAGCACCUUGGAGGUCCAGACACUCAGUGUGGCUCCCAAGGCCCUGGAGGCCUUGCACCAGGAGAGGAAGCUGGAAGCAGAGCACCCGUUCCUGAAAGAGAUGCGAGAUCGAGGCGAGAACCUGUAUGUGGUGAUGGAGGUGGUGGAGACUGUGCAGGAGGUCACUCUAGAGAGAGCCGGCAAGGCGGAGGGCGUCUUCUCCCUCCCGUUCUUCGCCCCAUUGGGGCUACAGGGAUCCAUCAACCACAAGGAGGCGGUAACCAUCCCCAAGGGCUGCAUCCUGGCCUUCCGAGUGAGACAGCUGAUGGUCAAAGGGGAGAAUGAGUGGGAGAUCCCACAUAUCUGCAAUGAUAGCAUGCAGACCUUCCCUCCUGGAGGAAAGCCAGAAGAGGAGAAGCUCAUCCUCAUCCAGGCAUCCGAUGUUGGGGAGAUGCAUGAAGACUUCAAGACACUAAAAGAAGAGAUUCAACGAGAGACCCAAGAAGUGGAGAAGCUGAGUCACGUGGGACAAAGCUCCUUGCUCGCGGCCCUCAGCAAACUGCUAGGAAAGAAAAAGGAGCUCCAAGACCUGGAGCUCACGCUUGAAGGGGCUCUAGACAAAGGACAUGAAGUGACGCUGGAGGCACUCCCAAGAGAUGUCCUCAUAUCCAAGGAGGUUAUGGGCGCCAUCCUCUACUUCCUUGGAGCCCUAACAGAGUUAACUGAAGCCCAACAGAAGCUGCUGGUGAAAUCCAUGGAGAAGAAGAUCCUGCCUGUGCAACUAAAACUUGUGGAGAGCACAAUGGAACAGAAUUUCCUGCAGGACAAAGAGGGUGUUUUUCCCCUGCCAUCUAACCUGCUCUCCUCCCUUGGGGAAGAAGAACUGAUCCUCACAGAGGCCCUCGUGGGGCUGAGCGGCCUGGAAGUGCAGAGAUCGGGCCCCCAGUACACAUGGGACCCAGACACCCUCCCCCACCUCUGUGCCCUUUACGCUGGCCUCUCCUUCCUGCAGCUGCUGACCAAGGCCUCCUAACUUGCCUUUUCCAUCUGCUUCCUGCUUCCCUAAUGCCUCCCCCGCCUUACUAUGCUAUGUCCUUAACAUCCAAGGGCAUUUCACAGCCACCAGGCUGAAGAUGAUGGAAACCCUAGCCGAUCCCCCGCGAUAACCAAUUUCCACUUGACCAACUCUAUCUCCUCCUGCCCCUGUAGCACUGCUACCCACUGAGCCCAUCCGCUGAUGCUUAAGUCCUCUGAGAGUAGAAACACUCAAAUUUUAAAAAUUAUGAAUCAUUUCAGCAAAACCAAAAUUAAUUAAUUUCCUAUCCCAAUCCCUCAAUCUUGUGCUUUUAAAAAUCAAGCUUCACUGGAAGUAAUGGAAAAUAUUUUACUUUGAAUGAAA